CUCUUCUAAUUUUUCAUGGCGCCCCCGGGUGGACUGUAAAGUGAAUUAUAGGCAACAACAAUAAGUGACAGUGACACAAGAAAUUGCAGUAUACAUAUGCAAACAUAUUCGUUGCCCGCGUCGUGUGUGUGUGCAAUCGGCAAUCAAUUUGUAAAAUAUCAUCGCGUCGGUCGCGCCAACAAUAAUUUUUGUGCAAAUUCUGCUACCGCCGAGGGAUGCCCUGCGAUAAAGACAGGAAAGUAGCAGUUGGAUUCAAAGAUCCAAAAGAGGAAUCAGAGGUUCGUCGGGCGCCGAAGAUAUCCCCAAGUCGUUCAUUGCGACAACGGGACGAACUUCGUCGAAGCGAGCCGCCAUCUCAGCUCUCUGCGGAUCAGGCUCAAGGAGCAAGGAGACGCAAUUCGCGACUUCGCGUCAAAGAACGGAUGCGAAUUUGCGUUCAUACCGCCGCUAGCUCCUCACAUGGGAGGGCUAUGGGAGGCAGGUGUAAAAACUGCCAAGAGCCUACUCCUACGGGCGGUAGGCAGCGCGCUCCUAACCGCCGAAGAGCUCGCCACAGUCCUCGUUGGCAUCGAGGCCAUAAUGAACUCGAGGCCAGCAGCAACCGAACCUCGAGGAAGGAGACCUAUUAAUUGCUGCCUGAGUUUGCUGGAAGGUUUACGGGAUGGACCAUCUGGUACAACACCUUUGCUACUCUAAUAGAAUCAGACUCUGAAUUGGAUGAGUUGUCUAAAUUUAUUCAUUUGAGAUCAUCGUUAGGAGCUGGACCGUUAAGUUCGAUUGAGGGUUUGGAAUUAUCAGGGCCUAAUUAUCGCAAGGCACUACGAUUAUUGAAAGAUCGCUAUGAAAUAAUUUUCAUAGGCAAUUAUUCUGCAAUCACAUGUACAGGAGCUAUUCAACUUAAAGUGGCUAAAAAGACCCGAUUCAGAGGUACUGAGAUUGUUGGUAGACAAUGAGAAUUCCCAAUCAGUAGGUCUCAAGUCGUUAACUGACGAUAAGGAGAUUCUGGAUGCAGUCAUUUUUCAUUUAAUUCGUACAAAGCUUGAUGAAGAUACAAUGGAUCGGUGGGAAGUUGACUGGGAUUGCCAGAAGUUAUCGUCGUGGUCAUUGUUAACGCAGUUUCUGAUAAACAGAGGAAUCAAUAUGGCAAAUAGGGAGGUUCGACGAGGCAAUGGGGCCCGACCCAGUGGUAGAGGUAAGAUUAAAAAUGCGACCUUAGCUGCAACAAUAGGCAGCAAUAGCUGCUACGUUUGUCCUGAUCAUCCAUUGCUUGAAAGGGUGUCAAAAGUUUAAAGAACCAUCACCAGUACAACCUUACCAUGAGGCGAAGAUGCAUUCGCUGUGCCUGAUUUGUUUUAGUAAGCGAAAUACAACUAGAAACUGUAAUGGUCCGCGAUAUAGGAUUUGCAGCAAGCCGCACCAUGAACUUCUGCAUCGAGAGAUACCCAUUGUUGCCAGUGAACCAUUGCUCAAAGGGCAGGGAGGGAGUUGGGAGUUGGCCGACCCUACAUUUCAGUCUGGGGAAGAUAUAGACAUGUUAGUGGGAGUCACAUUGUCUUUCAAGCUUAUUUUAGCAGGACAAAUCAAAAUAGGAGCACACCUUCCAAAGUUUCAAAAGUCUCUGUUAGGCUGGGUCGUCAUAAAAUUCAUAAAAUCAUCUGGAGUUGCAAGAUUGUUUUGUGACGCAUGUUAAGCAGGAGGCCUCAUGACAUUUAGUGGUAGCUCUGCCCUUCAAGAAUCCUAAUGUUGAGUUAGGCGAAACUUAUCAAAUCGCACUUACCAGGUUCCUGAAUUUAGAAAAGAGUUUGAAUCGUAGCCAAGCGCUGAAGGAUCAAUAUGUUCAAUUUAUUAAAGAAUAUCGCCAGUUGGGACAUUUAGAGGCAAUAGAGCGUGCCGGUCCAGAAAAAGUCGAAUACUUCAUGCCACAUCACCCGGUUAUUCGCCCAGAGAGUUUGACGACCAAAUUACGAGUCGUAUGGGGGGGUAUGAACCGUCGCGGCAGUGUUUAUGGGAUUUUGAAGUCCUCGAGGAUCGAGGUAUUUUAUGACGGUCGCCUGUGUUAUCAUGCAGAUGGUAUCACAUAUGGGUAAGCGGAUUGGCCUAAAAGUACGGGUAGGUCUAGAUGGAGUCAACAAUCCCGAGAAGGAGCUUGUGCACGAACAUUACCACA
Messenger RNA from Drosophila miranda, 2167 nucleotides. RefSeq lists its product as uncharacterized. NCBI's taxonomy places the organism in Eukaryota, Metazoa, Arthropoda, Insecta, Diptera, Drosophilidae. The record is from RefSeq and is a predicted model, not a curated record. Bases 216 to 629 code for a protein of 137 amino acids. The transcript has 2 exons.